Engraulis encrasicolus (European anchovy) is the source of this 938-nucleotide messenger RNA. RefSeq names its product beta-galactoside-binding lectin-like. The record is from RefSeq and is a predicted model, not a curated record. Bases 92 to 496 code for a protein of 134 amino acids. Lineage: Eukaryota; Metazoa; Chordata; Actinopteri; Clupeiformes; Engraulidae. Gene Ontology annotation, molecular function: laminin binding; carbohydrate binding; galactoside binding. The transcript has 4 exons.
AACCCAGCUUGUCCUCCUCUGAUAAGUUCACGCGCGGCGCAGAACUUUCUUCUAGUUAUUUUCUCACAGAGCAAGCGACCAGACAGCAACAAUGACAGGUGUGGUGGUUCAGAACAUGUCCUUUAAGGUGGGCCAAACCUUAACCAUCACCGGCGUGCCCAAACCCAAUUCAACCAACUUUGCCAUCAACAUCGGCACCAGUAAGGAUGAGCUGGCCCUGCACAUGAAUGCGCGCUUCAACGCCCACGGGGACGAGCGCGUAGUGGUCUGCAACUCCUACCAGGGGGGCAAGUGGUGUCAGGAGCACAGGGAAGGAGGAUUCCCAUUCAACGAGGGAGAGGAGUUCAAGAUCAAAAUGACCUUCACCGCUGCAGAGUUUGAGAUCACUCUGUCGGACGGGAGUCAGAUCCACUUCCCCAACCGCGUGGGUGCAGAGAAGUUCAGAUACAUCCACUUUGAGGGGGACGCCAGAAUUAAAGGGGUCGAAAUCGUGUAGAUCAUCUUCGUUGUAGAAGCAGCUUUAAAUUGUGUUUUGUUCAAUAAUGACCGAUUCAACAGCUAUACUGAUUGUUCUCCCUAGUUCACCUUCUCAGUAUCAGUUGUCUCACAUACUGUAACAUCACAAUGGCCUAACCAAUGCCUUAAAAACCUAACUCACCCAAGUAGCUUCAGCUCAGUUUACUUUUUGAGGAACUCAGUGAGAUACCCGUCAACACCACCAGGGGAGCCAGAGACUAAAACAUUACAUCAGUCCAUGCAGUCCCUCGACAUUAUUGCACAAAAUAGUAAGGUCAAAAUGUAGGAGAGGUAGUAAUAGACUAAUUAAUAUCCUGUCUGUUAAGAGCUUUUCUUGCAUAAAAUCAUUCCACAGCGUUGACCAAUUUCAAUCUUUUUUUUUAACAAAUUGCAUCUGCAAUAAAAAACAAACAUCAAUUAAA